Lethenteron reissneri (Far Eastern brook lamprey) is the source of this 1547-nucleotide messenger RNA. Its product is annotated as bone morphogenetic protein receptor type-1B-like. Gene Ontology annotation, molecular function: ATP binding; transmembrane receptor protein serine/threonine kinase activity. Gene Ontology annotation, cellular component: plasma membrane; signaling receptor complex. Gene Ontology annotation, biological process: protein phosphorylation; cell surface receptor protein serine/threonine kinase signaling pathway; cellular response to growth factor stimulus. NCBI's taxonomy places the organism in Eukaryota, Metazoa, Chordata, Hyperoartia, Petromyzontiformes, Petromyzontidae. The record is from RefSeq and is a predicted model, not a curated record.
ACCUUAUCUGUCUCAACGCCCACACCACCACCACCACCACCACCUGCAGCACAAGCAGCAGCAAUUCAAGGCCACUUCGUGCUCAGACACACAACCGCACGGUUCGGCUUCUUCAGCGUCGCAGCCGUCGUCUUUCCACCCCCCGAGCUCCUCCGCUGAGCCGCGGUUGGCCCACAUACGGUGCGAUAGAAGUUCAACACACGUGCGCGCGUAACGCGAGCAAGGUGGGGAGCGGCACCGCAGUCGAGACUGGAGCAGCGAGCGUCGUGGCGAUGACCGCUUCUCCUGGCGGCGCCAUUCACAGGGCGAAGGUCGCCGCUGCCCGCGCUACCGCGUGCGGCGGGAGAUCCUUGAGUCUCUUCGUCAUCCAGCUGACUUUGUCCCUCGUCGGCGGCCUCAGACAAGUCGAACGGACGUGCAACUGCACCGUCGGCGGCUGCGUCAACAACGCGUGCCGCACCAACAACAGCUGCUACGCGUUCAAGAAAUGGACCGAUGACAAGUUGGACACAGAGUUCGGAUGCACAAUGGACAACGAGAUUCGCUGUUGGAGUGGAUCGUUCCUGUGCUGCUUUAAUAGAGAUUAUUGCAAUGAAGGGCUGAACCCAAAGACCCCUAAACGUCCCACAGACGGCGGCGAGCGCGGAUCGACGAUGAGAUACGUCUUGAUCACCAUUAUCCUGUUCACCAUGGGACUCGUUGCGCUGUUGUGCAGCCUGACAUGGUCCAGACUCAGCAGCAACGACGUCCAGCUGUGUGGACGACAAAUGGAGAUCCUUCACAUCGAUCAGCAAUUCCCUAACCCGAAGGAGAAGCACGCCGAGAGGAAGUCGCUGCUGAACGAGGUGCAGCUGGGAACGAGGCUGGCCGUGGGCGGAUUUGGCCAAGUGUCGCGCGCGGUGUGGAGGGACCGAGCGGUGGCCGCCAAGAUGAUCUUGAGCAAAAACGAAGCGAGCUUCCUGUGGGAGCUCGACAUGUACAAGACCCACCUGCAGAGCCAUCCCAACGUGCUGGCGUGCCUGGGUUCAGACACGUACGGGUGGCCUGACUGCACAAUCCACUACAUCAUUACGGAGCUACAUCCAGCCGGUUCUUUGUACGACUUUCUGCUCGCUCAGAGCGUCCAACUCCCCCAGGUGAUGGUGCUCUCCCACUCGCUGGUCAACGGCCUGAGACACCUGCACACGAGCAUCGCGGGACACAUACCCAAACCUUCCGUCGCACACCGAGACCUGAAGAGCAAGAACGUGUUGGUGAAGAGCAACGGGGAGUGCUGCGUGGCGGACUUCGGACUCUCUGCGUAUCACGAGAGUUCUGAACAGAGGGCGUUCAUCCCGACGGACAGCGAGCUGUCGGGAACGCGCCGGUAUGCGCCUCCUGAACUCCUGAGCGGCGCGCUGAAGCACGGCGGCCCCAUCGCGGCGUACACCCGCGGGGACAUCUACAGCCUGGCUCUCGUGCUGCAGCCACUGGAAUUCCCGGACGCACUAAACCUCCCUCCCCCAUACCACAUCCCUCUCGUAAACUUUGUGAAGCGCUUUGGAUAA